CAGGCUUGGCUACUCCAAACCUGAUGUUGUUUCUUUCCUUGACUAAGGAAGCCAACGAAGUAACGAUCUAUCUUUUUCAGUGCAGCAUGUAGAAUCUAAUUUCUGAACUUCCCUUUAUUCAGUUUUUUUUUUUUUGUGUGUGACAGGAACUUUGGCAAUGAUGUCUACAACUGCGGCAAAAUUAUGGCAUGGAAACUACAGGAGCACAGUUUAUCCUGUUGAUCUUGAUGCCAGUCCUGCUUAUGGCACUUACAGGAAAGAGGAAAUAAAAAGUCUUGUACAAUUAUGUGCAGCAUUUAUUGUGCAAGAUUCAGGCAUGACAAAACAAGCACUUGACAUUAUUCCAAAGCACCUAUAUGAACCUUUCUUGCAGGAGGCUCUUGUAAAAAACCGUGAGCUGGCCAUUCAAGAAAUCAUAGCUUCAUGGCCUUUGCCAUCUCUCAUUCUCCACAGGCUGAUGCCUAACCUUUUUACCUCUGUACAAGCACUUUUCAACAGUUCAUAUCAGUGUGACAUUGUGAAACAAGGAUUACGUUAUACAACUGCCUUGGCUCAAACAUUUCUUGAUUCUCUGAAAAAGGGCAGCACACCACGGCUUCAGUAUCUAGAUCUCACAGGAUUUCCAACAGCAGAGGUGAUAGUCUAUUUUGUGGCAACACACUGCAUGCUGGCACACAAUGAGGUGCGACAUGAGACCAUACUGUCCAUGUACAACCAAGCAGUGAAACAUUCAGGCCAGGCUCUUGGCAUCACAGAAAGGAUGGAGCCCAUAGAACACAGCCUCCCUCCUGACUGCUCAGUCAUUAUCAAGUUGGAUGCUUUUGUGAUGUCAGAGGCAACUCAUACAGAACUCUGCAAAGCUUUGAAGGUGUCAAGUUUUCGUGAUCGCAAACUCUGUCUUAUUGUUUCCCGUUUGGGUAUGACAUGCUUGGGGGUGUGUCGUGUUGGACUUCUUCUGAAACUGGUGGAUCCACAGCACCUUACAGGCUUGCAGCUACAAUACAAUGCCCUGAAUUCUGGUGACUUUGUGGAGAUAGCCUCAGCCCUCAAAGGCUUAGUUUGUCUGGAGUCUCUGGAUUUGUCCUGCAAUAGUAUCUUCUUCCAUCAGCAUGAAGAAGCUUGCAAAGCAGCUGCUGAGGUGUUUGCUGCCAUGCCAAAGCUGAAGCGCCUGGAUCUCAGCAACAACCGCAUCAAGACACGUCUCCGAAGGUUACUUGAAGCUGUUGUACAGCCAUUGACAUCUCUGCGGUUGGCAGGCUGUGGGCUGACUGUAACAGAUUUGCUAUACUUGUCACAUUCCCAUCACAGUUCAUAUCUUGAAGCACUGGACUUGAGUGAGAACAAUUUAAAGUUGUGUGAACGCCAGAUAAGAGGGAUUCUUAGUGCCACCCAGUCCUGCCUGCAGCUGCUGGAACUGGAGCAUUGCAGCUUGAAUGAUCAGAUGGUGCAGAGUUUGACUUACCACUUCUCAGGCCUUCGCAGUCUGAAAUAUUUGAAUGUAGCAGAGAACCAGCUGUCUCACCCCUGCCUUGCAUCUCUCACUGCAGCAGUAGCAGAGCUGGUCUCGCUACAGGUGUUCAAGACAUCCUUCCCAACGGACUGCUACCAGCAUGAAAAUGAGGAAGACGAGGAGCGAGGGAAAGAAGAUGUGAUAAAAGAGAUUGCUUUGGUUUUCAGUAACAGUGGUGUGAAUUCUCUGAGAGCAAAACCAGUGCACCUGGCAGUGAUUGAGUUGGACAGAGUUUGGAACCUUGCCUAAGAUUUACACUUGCAGAGUGCAUCCUUUCAGUAUCAAAACUGUUGAAACUGGCAGAGGUUUGGAAUAUUUUACCUAGUAAAAGCAGAAUUAGAAAAAUUUACAGCUGAUGUCAGGUUAAUUUUGCGUUCACUCAGUAUGUUUUCAUUGAUGUCGGAUCAAACCCAUUGCAGCCAAGAAUCAGUGCUGAUCAAAGUUCAUUAUACUUAUCUAGGAUUAGUGGAAUAAAUUUUGGUCAGUAGGCAGAAUUGUUUCAUGGUCAUUUACUUUGCUCUGUACCUAGGUUGGCUUUUUUUUUUUAAAAGCAAAGGAUUAGCGAAGGAAGAAUGUGUUAGUUUUCUGUUACUUUUAGUAAGGUUUAAGAACAUGUAUUGUGCAAGGAACACCAGGAUGAAAUGUUAUGCAUCCUUAGAAACAUUUUGAAAGAGAUUUUUCAUCUAAAAAUUAAUGAAUGUUAAGUCCUAUUGUGGUUAAAAUAUAUUACAAAUUUUUUUGUUCUUUUUUCUAAUUCUUAUGUGUUUGUGUUCUCAGUUUCUCUUGUAAUUAGUGCAAGUUCUGAUUACUGAAAAUGAGUGAAAAUAUUAUGAGUAAUACAACUGUAUUUAACAGUGCUGAAGCUCUUUGGUCUGUCAGUUCAUCUUGGGCGACACUUGAUGACCAUAUAGGUCCAUAGCAGCAGACAUUGAAGUGUGUCAGGGAAUUCAGUUUGUUACUUGGUUGCACUAUUGCCAUAUACUGCAGACAUUUCCUCAGAUGAAACUAUGUCCUCACUUUCCCUCUUCCUUCUGCUCUCUUUAUCUUCUCUUUCUUUCAUUGAAUCUUCCUUUGCUUGUUUUCUUUUCAUAAUUGCUAUGACUUUUCUAUCAAUUGUACCAAUUUGCAUUUUAAAUGGUUCUCUGGUCCAUCAGUAACCGAAGCUUUUGCUGUGGUACUUUCAUAUUUCUGUCACAUUGGCAUGCACCGAGGUCUGCACAUUGGCACCAAUAUCAAACACUUGAUGCAGUUUCCAUGAGAUAUACUGUCUUUACAGUCUCCUUGCCUUGCUUCGAUGCUUGUGCUACUUCAUCCAUUAAUCGGGAUACAUAGAGAUUGACAUUCUUGUGUAGUUGUGAUGGAGUUCCAGCAUGAGUCCACGGGUCUAUCAGUAUCUGAGAAACUUGGGUAACAAUUAUCCCUGUUGUUGGUGUAGUUCAGAGAAAAAAAUAAUGUACAACUUGCAAAUGAUUUGAAAGUUCAGUCAAGGGAAGUUGUGACAAUGGCCUUCUAAAGAUACUGUGGCUAGAAGCCAACCUUGUCUUUAGGCUACUCAAUAUAUUGUUGACACAAAUACUUAAUAAUUUUACUAUCAUUCUAUUUGUCCACUAUAGGUGUAUCUCAUUGUCUUAUUCGGUUACAUCUCAUUGUAUCACUUUUCACUAGUACGACUGUAUCACUAAUAGGACCCAACUGUCACAGAAGAUGUUCUUAUGUACUACAAGCUCAGAUAAGCAGAAGAUUCCAGAAGGAACUAUAUAUAGCUCGAACGCUCUACAACAAUCUAGGACAAUAUAACAAUGACGUAAUGGUUUUUAAUCUUGUUUACAUAGCAAUGCCUUCAGACUAACGGCUGAAGUUGCUUGCUCGUUGUUGCUAUGUCUGAUGUCUCUUAUUAUUAAUUUUGCCACUAAUGUGCGAGCUGAACUGUAAUAGUAUAAUAUCAUCAAUAAAUAACAAAGAAGUAUCCAUUAAGGAAAAUUGACAAAGGUGAGCUUACGUAUCUAAAAUCCAAAUGCAUGUACAUAAAUGCAACACAAGCAUGCUCAGAUUCACAGCACCAUUUGAAAUAAAAAAGAAAGGCAAGUUUUUACUGCAAGAAACAACUUGGAAUCCCUCUGUCAUUUUAUUACAUUACAGACAGUGGCUUAUAAUAAAAUGAAAUAUUUCAGUAUCACACUUGAUAAUCUGUAUUCUGCAAGUGUAAACACAAACUUAAGUAUUAACUAGUUCUGUGCAAACUUUUUUGAAUUACAAGUUAUGCUUUGGGGUUACUCAUGAAAGAUUACUGAUGAUUUUUUUUGGUGUGUAACAAAAAUAUCAAAAUAUUACAAGUCAUGUUGAAUUUAAUUACAAGAUUAAUGGAUUAGCAAAAUACUCAUAAGUACAAUGUUCAUCUGCCUCAUUUUCUGUGUUGCAUGAAGAUCAGCACAACAACAUAAACAGAUCUGUCUUAUUUUGUAAUGAAGCUUACUUAAGCAUUUUGCUAUUUAUCAGAUACAUUAAACACUCAAUGAUAACAUAAGACUAAGAAAAAUUAUAAGACCAAAGAAUAGCCAACACAAUUCUGCUUGCGCAAAAUGAAAGACAAACAUCACAGACUAGUAAUAAAUACAUAAGCACCAGUAAUAAUAAACAGCAUCAAAAUCUGAAGACAAGCCCCACGAGGCAGAUUGGGGUUGUGCAGGGCUAUCUUCCCUGCUUCAAAUUCAGAUGUUGAAUGGGUAUCUAUGAAAUUAACUCCAGGUCACAGUCAUCGCUAAUAAAUAACAAAGACUCAGAGAUAAAGCCCUUUAGCAACUGUUAAUAGUAAACCAGCAUCUGGUAUCUAAGCAUAACAUUCUAUGGCAUUUAUAAAGGCUAGCAAGUGUACCUAAAUAUAUUGUUAUGGCCUUAUUUUUGUAGAGGUUAAAGGGCUUGAGAAUUGGAAGAAGCAACUUUGCCAGAACAAUGGGAGCUUGGGAAAGUUGCUUUCCAAAGUCUUUUAUGUCUUAAAGCUGUUAGUGACAAUGGCUACAACAAUUAAGAUUUUCAAAUACCUGGACUGAUAACAUACAGAACUGAGAAUUGUACAGAUUCCUAUAUACAAGAUAAAUAGCAGGCACUCAUCUUUCAUAAAAAUAAACAGAUGCUUCCAUACUAAAAGAAAACAAACCCCAAAAAUCCCUCUUCCUUUGUCAUCUUGAAAUGAACAAAUAGUUUUUCAAUACAUAUUUAAUCAUGCAAUCACACAGUACAAGAAUGCACAAUUUUAGCAUCAUGUUUUAGAUAAUUUAAGUAUAAACAGUAAUCAUUUUCAGCGACAAAACAGCGACACAUCCUCCACAUGAAAGACAAACCACUUUAUCUUAAAUGUCUACUCCACUUUCCCAAACCUUUGAAAGAAAUAGGAGUGCCUCAAUCAGCAAAAAACUUAUCCUUUGACACAAAAUGAAUCUUAGGCAAGAUACUUUUACAUUUGGAACAUACUGUGAGAAAAUUGCUUCAACAUUCUGGUCAAACUGAAGACAAAAUGAUAAGGCUAGAGAAGAAAAACAACAAAGCAUGUUUAAAAAAAGUAAAUAGAACUGUCAAAUCAGUCUCCCAUUUUACUUCAUAUACAUUAUUGUACUUCAAAGAAUAGUGCAAACAUCUAAGAUGUAAUUCAGCAAGAACAACACAUGAAUAAAAGGUGACAGGAUCAAUGACCAUUGUAGCCUUAAAUAGUUUGUUAAGUAUUUAUAAAGAAAUGUGUGAAUAUUUGCUGAUGAUAAGAAAAAUGAAAGUUGGUUCUUAAACAUCCAAAAUGCUAAACAUCACAUUGUAUAAAAACACAUAGAAAAUCAAACCCUUCAAAACAUACAUCACUAAAAUAAAAAUAAAACUUCUGGCAUUGCUGACCAAAAAAAAGACAAAAUAAGCAGGAAAGUAUAAAAAUUCUUUAAGAAUUUUGCUCAAAACCCGUGAAAAGAUGAACAAACUGUCAAAAACAUUAAAUGGGGUCAAGCAAUAGAUCCUAUUUCUUAAGGGACAAGAAACUUCAGGGAUCGAAGGCUAAAAGAAAAUGUCCUCAUAAGCCAGCACAGCUAAUUUUGUUCAUUUAUAUCUGAUAAUGGAAUACAAAGAUUUGCAAAAAAAGACAUCACAGAAUAUAGAUACCCCAAAAGAAAAAAAAAA
Molecule: messenger RNA, 5665 nt
Organism: Pomacea canaliculata
Lineage: Eukaryota; Metazoa; Mollusca; Gastropoda; Architaenioglossa; Ampullariidae
Product: leucine-rich repeat-containing protein 14-like
Exons: 6
Coding region: 158-1759 (533 amino acids)
Cellular component (GO): cytoplasm
Molecular function (GO): protein binding
Source: RefSeq, a predicted model, not a curated record